AUGUUUACAGCAAAACCAACCCCCUCGACCGCCUCGGCGACGACCGCCCCACCGCCACCGUCGACGAGUGCUGGCGAUCCCGACACCACCACCACCACCACCAUCACAACAGCCGCCAACACAACAACACCAACAACCGCAAACACCACCACCACCACCAAAGCAAACAACCCAAACAAUCCAAAGACUCAGCCUCAGCCUCAGCCUCAGAAAAAUGCAAAGCCGAACAAGACCCCCAGCUCCCUCCUCUCGCGCAUCCUCCUCUUCGCCAAGCUCGGCCCGCCCCUGCCGCAGCGCCGCCGCCACCGCCCCACCGCCGACGACGCCGAGCGCCACCUCGCCGCCAAGCACCGCAUGAGCCUCGACGACUACCGCGAGUGGCGGUCGUCUACUACUACUUCUUCUUCUUCUUCUUCUUCGUCGAGGAGGGGGACGGGGACGGGGACGGGGACGGGGAGCGGUGGUAGGGGAGGAGGGGGUGUGGAAGGGGAGGGGGAUAGGGAAGUCUUGGCUCGUUCUGCUUCUUCUGAUUCUGCUUCUGGGGGAAGGCGUGAAGGGGAGGCGGAAGGGGAGAUCGGUUGCGAUGAGGGUGAUGGGAGGUGGAGGUGGACCGGGAAGGAGGACGAGGACGAGGACGAGGACGAGGACAGGCGAGAUCAACGGCAGCGGCAGCGGCAGCGGCAGCGGCGCUCGUCUCCGUCCGUCUCGCCCCUCUCCCCUCCGUCUUCCUCUCCGGUGGUUGUGACGGCGACGACGACUCCUGCCGCUGCUCCUGCCACCACUCGAACCACCCGAACCGACUCCGUACUGCACCCCCUUGUGCAGCAGCCGAACAAGCAACAAAUCCAACAACAGCAAAUCCAACAACAGCAGCAGAAACAGCACCACCACAACCCCCACAACCCCCACAACCACCAUCCAGCUCCAGCUCCAGCUGCACCUCCUCUCGGCCAUCCAAACAACAGCAAGGACAGCAGCAGCAGAAGCAACAGAGACGAUGAUGACGACAACGACGACGACGGUGGUGACGACUGGAACGAAGACCAAGCCGAGGCGACACCCAGGCCCAGCACAUGCGUGCUGCUGACGAGAAACACAGCCGCCGCAGCGGCCGCCCCGACAGGCGAUGCGGAUCGACAGCAGCAUGUAAACGGAAAAAGGAAAGCGCUGGAGAAGAAGAGGCAGGGGCGGGGCCGGACGCGGCUGGUCAAGGCCAUGUUCCAGCGGCGAAGGAGCAGCGACGGUGAGAAGAACGGAGGGGUGAUGAGAGGGAGGGGGAGGGAGCGGGAGCGGGUGUUUAGUGAUUGA
Molecule: messenger RNA, 1308 nt
Organism: Diplodia corticola
Lineage: Eukaryota; Fungi; Ascomycota; Dothideomycetes; Botryosphaeriales; Botryosphaeriaceae
Exons: 1
Coding region: 1-1308 (435 amino acids)
Source: RefSeq, a predicted model, not a curated record